Messenger RNA from Meleagris gallopavo (turkey), 348 nucleotides. NCBI's taxonomy places the organism in Eukaryota, Metazoa, Chordata, Aves, Galliformes, Phasianidae. The record is from RefSeq and is a predicted model, not a curated record.
UCUGCAUGAGAACCGCCUCCGGCGAUGCCGGGCCGCCUUCAUGGCCUCUUCUCCCCGCAGACCCUCAAGUCCCCUCCUGGAGAAACGCCGCCGUGCCCGCAUCAACGAGAGCCUCAACCAGCUCAAAAUGCUCAUUCUGUCGCUCUCUGCAAGGACGUGAAACUCCCUGUACUCCAAGCUGGAGAAGGCGGACAUCCUGGAGAUGACCGUGCAGUUCCUGAGGGAGGUGCCGGCCGCGCCCUCGGCCGCAGGUGAGACCCCCAGCCCGCCCCUCGCCCGCCCGGUGCUCACGGCCGUCUCUCCACAGAGCCCUCUGAGAGUUUCCGCGCCGGGUACCGUGCCUGCCUG